Molecule: messenger RNA, 2864 nt
Organism: Bombyx mandarina (wild silkworm)
Lineage: Eukaryota; Metazoa; Arthropoda; Insecta; Lepidoptera; Bombycidae
Product: zinc finger protein 836-like
Source: RefSeq, a predicted model, not a curated record
UACAACAAAAUGGUGGUCCUACUAUCCGCUUGUUAAUUUGGUUUAAAUACGGUCAUUGUGACAUAAGGGACCUUGUUAGUUAUUGUUAUGUUAGAAUCGUGAUAUAAUGAUGGAGUUUGACGAUAUUGUGGUGAAGGAGAAUCCCGGCCUUUGCCGGUGCUGUCUUUCUGAAGGGUGCUACAAAGAUUUAGGUUCUGAGUACACUUGGAUGAAUGAAAAUGAAGUUUACGCGGAUAUGCUGUUGGAAUGCUUUGAUAUUAGUAUAUCACAAAUAAAUGAGGGACCGAACGGUCCGAAUAGACUGAUCUGCGAGGUUUGCAUCACAAGACUCCGAGAUGCAUGUAACUUCAAGAAACAAGUGUUUGAAUGCGAAAAAAAAUUCAUUGACAUGGUUGCAAGAGGAGAAUUUAGGAAAGUAUUAAUUUACCAAGCACACAUGAAAUCUGAAGAAGUUGGCCCCGAAGACGAAAUACAAGCUGAUGAAUCUGAGUAUCUAGAAGAGGAUCCCGACUUCGGAGACGACGAGCCAUUGAAACGAGAGGAGCCUCAACCAACGGUAUCUGCUGAGCCCUUACAGAUCAAAGGGAAACGUGGCCGACCAAAGAAACAACCAGAUGCCAAGCCUGAGAAAAAGAAAUCGAAUACGGACGACAAGAAAACUAAACCUGUAGCAAAAGAUGUUAAAACGAGAAAAUACAAGGGGUGCGAAUCGUCAUCGAUGCGCCGAAGGAGAAACUUUGAGAUCUUGUUCAACAACACGACCAUAAUACCGUUCAAAUGGCGUGGCAAGUAUCUGUGCUUCUAUUGCAGCAAAGACAUCGCCGAGUACAAUGAAUUGAGGAAGCACACGAAGUCCCACGGCGAUUGCUCGAUUAAGGACCAUUCGCUGAAAGUCCUCAAAGGGGGUCACAAUAUGGAAAUCAAGAUCGAUGUCUCUGACGUCGCGUGUGAGAUCUGCGGAGAGCCGUUUCCAUCGCUCGAGGAAAUCAUCAAUCAUCUAUACGUUAAACACAAACUGGAAUAUGAUAGGGGCGUGGAAAUGUCCAUAGAGGAGUACAGGCUGGUCGAUAUGGGCUGUUUGGUGUGCGGCGAAAAGUUUGCGUUUUUCGGUUAUCUAGUCUCGCACGUGAACAAUACUCACCCGAAGAACUGCUUGCUCUGCGACAAGUGCAACCAGAAAUUCAACAAAAAGAGAGAUCUAUUUUCCCACAUGAAGAAUUACCAUCGCGAAGGUGGAUACCAGUGCGAAGUGUGCCCGCAGAGUUUUAGCUCGCUAAACAUCCUACGUAAGCACAAAAUAAAUCGCCACUUGACCCGCUGCAGCGUAUGCCACUUGAAGCUUCCAUCGGCGUCUCUGAAGCAGAAGCACAUGGACUUGGAACAUCCGGACGAUGGAUCGCUGCAGUGCGACAACUGCGAUAAACAGUUCCACACGAAACAAGGACUCCGGAUGCACUCGAGGAAGUGUAAAGGACUCGAGGAAUUCCUCGAAAUCGCCUACAAAAAAGAGGACGCCGCCGCCAUGGAUUUGGACCAGAAUUACGAAGAACGAUCGAAGCGGCCCAGCGUUAAGCAGAUUAGGGAAAACAUAGUCAUAGUCAUUAACAUGUCAACGGCGAUACCUUUCAAUUUCUACAAGAAUAAAUUUAACUGUUUUUAUUGCUCCAAAGACUUCGCGGAUUCGGACGCGAUGCGCGAACAUACUGUAGUCGAACACCCGGUUUGCGACGUUAAAGAGAAAUGCAUCAGAAAAUGUAGAGAAUCGGUGGCCUGCGUUAAAAUCGACAUUUCUACAUUGGCCUGUAAAAUCUGCUUCGAAUCGAUGAUCAACUUGGACAGCCUCAUCGAUCAUUUGAUAGUUAAGCAUGAAGCGAACUAUGAUAAGUCGAUCACGACUUGCCUACAGCCGUACAGGCUGGUCAAAGACCACAUGGCCUGCCCGAACUGUCCCGGCGAAGUGUUCCGCUUCUUCGGCACGCUACUGAAGCACAUGAACAAGAAGCACACGAACAACAACAUUAUAUGCGUGUAUUGCGGCGAGACGUUUCGGCGCGACCAGAACCUUCGCGUUCACGUGUGGCGGCACCACAGGGACGGUCGCUUCAAGUGCAACAUUUGCGGGGCGGAGUGCAAUAUCCCAUCGAGGCUGUACAUGCACAUGGCGAAGGCGCACGGCGUCCGGGCUUCGAAGUGCCCCAAGUGCCCGGAAAGCUUUGCGACCCAGUACCUACGCCAGAAGCAUCUGAUCGACGCCCACGAUUCGGGCCACAAGUGCACGUACUGCGGGAAGCUGUUCACGAGGAACUCAUUCAUGCGGGAUCACGUCCGUAGGACGCACCUCAAAGAGAAAAACGUCGAGUGCUCGAUUUGUAACAUGAAGUUCUUUAACAACAUCCUUUUGAGGCGGCACAUGGUCAAGCACAGUGGCGAGAAGAACUUCCACUGCGAGAUCUGCGGGGAAAGAUUCUUUUGGCGCAAAAGUCUUCGAACGCACAUGGCCAGACACAGCAGACACCUCAAUCCAGCACAAGUUUAAUGUUUGAUUGUGCCAAAGUCGAAUGCGUGCGCCAAACUGUAACAGUGUGCGUUUGUGUGGCUGUGAAUUUAGCUAUGACGUCAUUAUACUAAGAACAUGCUGUUUCAAUCAAUUUAGCUAAGGGUGAUUAUGCGUGAGGAAUUCUACACAUGGUAGAUUGUGUUGCUUUAUCGAAAUUUUCAUGCUAGUCUCAAGUGUGCCCGCGUUGUUUUGACGAGGACCAAUUUUCCGUUUCAAGUUGCCCCGCCACUAACACGCUGUUGUACCAAAGGCCUUGUUAAAUGAUGUGAAACCCUGUUUUCUAUAUAGCCCAGUAGGUCUGCUAGGU